Messenger RNA from Paramecium pentaurelia, 1432 nucleotides. NCBI's taxonomy places the organism in Eukaryota, Ciliophora, Oligohymenophorea, Peniculida, Parameciidae. The record is from the annotation of a GenBank genome assembly.
UAUGUAAAAUGACGAAACUAAUGAUACGACAACAUAAAUUAAUGAUAUAGAUGUACAAUCAUAGUAAAAAGAGACAGAAAAUAUCCAAUAAGAUAAUUAACAAGAAGUUAUUGAAUAAUAAACUCUUGAAUAAUAAUAAUAAUCAAAUGAAGCACUCUUGAGACAAAUUGAUGAUGAUGAACCUGUAAUCAAAUUUAUAUGAUAUAGAUAUACAUCCUAGUGAGCAAUCCUUCAGAAGUAAAAUCAUCCUCUAUGAAUAAAUACCUUGUUUAUACAGUAAAGGGUAAAGAUGCCUUAGGAAAUUUUGAAGUUCAGAGAAGAUUCAAUGAAUUUUAUACAUUGAGGGAAGCAUUAAUAUAAAUUUGGCCAGGUUUGUACAUACCACCUUUGCCAGAUAAAUUAGUAAAUCCAACAGGUGAUCAAUUAUUAGAAAGAGUUAGAUUAUUGAAUAUAUUUGUGAUGAAAAUGGCACAAAUAAAGUAUUUAUAUUAUUCAGAAGAAUUUGUAUAAGUAUUUUUAAGAUCAACAUAAUUGGAUGUUUGUAAAGUAUACAUAAAUUUUAUAUAUAUAGUAAAUACAAAAUUUACCAAAACCUAAUAUUAGAUCAUAGAUUGAGAAAUUCAAACAUAUUUUUGAAUUGGAUUAAGUUCAAGAACCAGAUAGUAUUUCAAUUAAUAAGAUUAAUUAAAUGUAAAGAUUUUGUAAAUAAUCUCAACAAUUAUUGAUUAAAUUAUUUGAUUAAGCCAAAAGUUUAAGUGGAAGUAAAAGAUGUUUGAAGGAAUUAUUCCAUUCUUUUUUUGGAUAUGGAUUGUAAGAAUUUGAAUAAUAAAUAUUACUUCCAUGUUUAAAUAAUGAAAAAUAACUAAUUUUAACAAAUCCUGAUGCUUAAGAAUUGAAAUCUACUUUAGAUUAUUUAGUAAUUAUAUAUACAUAUUAAUUUUAGAAAGAUCAAAAUUAAAUAUCUUUAGAUAAAAUCUAAGACUUGAUAUCAACAGAAUAGAGAGAUAUGGAAGCAUUUUUAUAAGGUUUUUAAUCAAGAGAAUCUCUAUUACAUACAAAGUCAAAAGUUGAGAACAAAUUAAGAGAGUAACAGGAAUAAUUAACAAAAGUUAUGAUAGCUAAAGGAAGUAGUUUUGGUAAAAGUUAAGAAGAAUAACGAUAGAAAAUUGAAUUACAAAUAGUUGAAGUAUACAAAUAGUUUUAUAUAUAUAAAAGAGCUAAAACGAUGUAGACUCAUAUAAAUAUUAUUAUUAAUUGGUAACUCAUGUAUUGACAAUGAAAGCAAUUGAUAAGUUUAAGAAAGACAAACAUGAAUCAUACAAGAGAAUAAUUAGAGAUUUAGCAUAAUUGGAAAUAGAAAAUAAUUAAGUUAUGUAAGAAGUCUGGACCAGAAUUAUAAGUCUGGCAGAGUCACUAAGAGUGAAGGAAUGAU